AAGCCACGCCGCCCAAAAGAUAUUCCGCCGCCAUUUUGUCUCUUGGUUGCUUGUAAUAUCUGCCGGUUAGUCGAUUUUGUGGAGUUCCUUUUGUAAUUAUAAGUCUAAAUAAAUUUAUUACUUUGUAUUAGUUACAAAUGUGAAGAUUACCGUAAUUACAAACCACAGAUAAAAUGUCUAGAUACGGUGAUUGUAAAGUUUACGUUGGAGAUUUAGGCAACAAUGCUAGCAAACCUGAAUUAGAGGAUGCCUUUUCUUAUUAUGGACCUUUGAGAAAUGUUUGGGUUGCACGAAAUCCUCCCGGCUUUGCUUUUGUAGAAUUUGAAGAUCCCCGAGAUGCUGAAGAUGCCAUUCGGGGCUUGGAUGGCAGAACUAUAUGCGGCCGCCGUGCUCGUGUUGAAAUGUCAAAUGGAAGUCGUGGCUAUGGAGGCAGAGGGCCUCCUCCUCGUUCGCGGUUACCUCCGAGACCAUAUGACGAUCGUUGUUAUGAUUGCGGCGAUAGGGGACACUAUGCUCGUGAUUGUACCCGCCGACGCCGGCGCAGCCGGUCGAGGUCCCGUCGUCGCUCCCGUUCUCGCUCGCCGCGCUCUGGGUCCCGCUCUCGCAGCCGCUCCCGUUCACGCUCCCGUUCCAAGGGGCGUUCGAUGUCACGUUCAAGAUCACGUUCUCCAUCCAAAGAUUCAAAGAAAUCCAAUUAGGCUGGUCACACCAUUAUAAACAUUACCUGAUUGAACUAUUUACAUAGUAAUUGAUAUUUUUAUUCGAAAGAUAACUAUCAUUCCCAUUAAUGAUUUUGUAAGGCUUUCAACACUGCAUCAGAAUCAUUGGUUUAUUAUCUUAACAUUAAAAGUAAGAUGGUCAUAAUUGU
Messenger RNA from Diatraea saccharalis (sugarcane borer), 868 nucleotides. NCBI's taxonomy places the organism in Eukaryota, Metazoa, Arthropoda, Insecta, Lepidoptera, Crambidae. The record is from the annotation of a GenBank genome assembly.